Molecule: messenger RNA, 2154 nt
Organism: Anopheles cruzii
Lineage: Eukaryota; Metazoa; Arthropoda; Insecta; Diptera; Culicidae
Exons: 4
Coding region: 1-2154 (717 amino acids)
Biological process (GO): rhabdomere development
Cellular component (GO): plasma membrane; cilium; stereocilium tip
Molecular function (GO): protein binding
Source: RefSeq, a predicted model, not a curated record
AUGGUUGACUACUACAAUACGCGAUCGAGCACGGUGAUCCCGUCGGCGGGGGUCGGCCCAACCGCGACCCAACUUCGGACGACAACCGCCAAGAGUCGCUCGCAGCGCGACAAAUCGACGCUCCACAAGACGCUGACCGAUGGAGGCGUCGGUACGGGUGGUUCCGGUGGUGGUGUAACCGGGAGCCAGCAGCCACGGAUACGCAUCGUGCGGCUGGUGCGACCCCACCAGAACCACACCACCACCGCCUCCCACCAUCGGCCAACGGGCGGCGGCGGUGGCGGCGGCAAUUUUGGGUUCUCGAUCCGGGGUGGGCUCGAGUACGGGACCGGAUUCUUUGUGUCCGCCAUCGAGCGUGACUCGGAAGCGGACCGGCAGGGUCUCAAGGUGGGAGAUCAAAUCGUACGCGUCAACGGGUACCAAGUGGAGGAUGCCGUCCACCGGGAACUGGCCUCGUUCAUCGCCAACCAGGAGCGGUUGAUCAUGAAAGUGCGGGCCCUUGGCAUACUGCCGAUCAAGGAGCGCUCCGUCGAUCCACUCACCUGGCACCUGGUCUCGUUGGCUCGCGACACGCAGGACACGCUGCUGCUGCUGGAGGACGGUCCGUGCUGUGGGCGUGACCUGAAGGUGAUCCUGUCCGUGGCGCCCCGAACCAAGCUGGGCUGUGGGAUUUGCAAGGGCCCGGACUGGAAACCGGGCAUCUUCGUGCAGUUCACGAAGGAGGGCGGCGUGGCACGUGAAGCCGGCCUACGGCCAGGCGAUCAGAUCCUGUCCUGCAACGGGCAUAGCUUCGCCGAGGCCUCGUUCUCGGAGGCGGUCAGCGUAAUGAAGUCGUCGCACGUGCUCGAGCUGGUCGUGCGGCCGAGCGCCGGGCUCGAUCUGUUUCCGGGUGAAUCGAGCGGCUACAACAGCUCCGCGAGCAGCGUCAACGGUGACCAGAGCCCGUGCUGGGGCGACCAAACGUCCAAGCGGCUGAGUAUCGUGCGCGAGGAGUCCAUUUCGCACGAGCGCCGCCGUACGGCGGCCAUCGGCGAGCUGAAGCCGAUGGGAGAACGGCCCCCCACGGGCUCGGUUUCUACUCCACCAGCUCCCCAGACCUUACCUCCUGCGCAGACGGUGGCCACCAGUGGCGGGGGUCACCGGCGGAAGAAUACCACCAUCAUUGAGUUCUCGGAGCGGGGCACGAUCGUGAACCCGGACGCGAAACAGAGUGAAACGAAAACGAUCAUUGUCGAGGUGCACCGGAGCGCAUCGACCGGCUCGAUCGGUGGCGCGGGAUCGAACACACUCAUCCCACCGCCACCACCUCCGUUCGCGGACAGUGUCGCUCCGCCACCGCCACCACCGCAGGGACUGGCCCUGGCCGAACCAAGCGCUACCGAUCAACCGGGAACGGCGGAGUCAGCGGUGGCCACCAACAGUCUGUGCAGCGCGAUAUCGGACGAACUGCGUCGGCGGGCGGAGAAGAAGAGUGCCGCGGCGGUGGGUGGUGGUGCGCCCGACGGGGCGAUGGCCUCCGCCCUAGCCGGUCCGGCGGCUGCCCUCACGGAGCUGGAAAACCGGCUGAAGGAGAAGAACUGUCGUCUCCGGCCGGUCACGAUGGCCAUCUCGGACGAGCGGCACACGGCGCUGAUGGACGAGUUCCGGGCCGUGCACAAGCGGAUGUUCAAAAAUGGGUUCGACAAUGCGGAACUGAAGCAAAGACAACCUGCCAAAGGUGAUAAGGGGGAGCCGAGCGUUUCAGUGGCCCCGGCUGAGGCGGCCCUCAACGGGACGCGAAAGUCAGCGAAAGGCACGAUGGGCCGGGUGGCGGCCUCGGAGAUGGCCAAAGCUAGCGGUGACAGUGCCGAGCUGGAGUCGCUCGAAUCGUUCAAGCUGACCAACCCCCAGGCACCGCCAGCUCGGCCACCGUCGUACUACUUCUGCCCGCAGGCCACCGGGCCGGCGACGAUGAAAAAGUCCCAAAAACCGAUUGCCGUCACCAUCAGCGAGUACGCCAGCAGCAACAGUGCAACGCGUGGCGCUCCCGAUGAGCCGGUGGCGGUCCGGAAGCCGGCUCGCUUCGUUCAGCUGCGGCCGGUGACGACGGAAGGUGCGUCUUCCGGCAUCAACAACGAGGCCGCCCGGUCGGAACAGCGAGGAUCGAAAGCUUGA